Molecule: messenger RNA, 1247 nt
Organism: Melanaphis sacchari
Lineage: Eukaryota; Metazoa; Arthropoda; Insecta; Hemiptera; Aphididae
Product: GDP-fucose protein O-fucosyltransferase 1
Exons: 1
Coding region: 21-1160 (379 amino acids)
Biological process (GO): protein O-linked glycosylation via fucose; Notch signaling pathway
Molecular function (GO): peptide-O-fucosyltransferase activity
Source: RefSeq, a predicted model, not a curated record
AUUCAUAAUUUUAAUCAAACAUGGGUACUUGUCUAUUGUUUCUAUUUUUUGGUAUGUAUUUUUUAAAUUUUGCAUUUACUCAAGAUCCUUCUGGUUACAUAGCCUACUGCCCAUGCAUGGGUCGUUUUGGAAAUCAAGCUGACCACUUCCUGGGUGCCAUUGGUUUUGCUAAAGCUUUAAAUCGCACACUCUUAUUGCCUCAUUGGAUUGAAUACCGCUAUGGCCAACAGAAGUCUGUACAAAUUUCAUUUGAUACUUACUUCAAAGUAGAUCCACUUUUAGAAUAUCACAGAGUUCAGUUAAUGAAUGACUUUAUGACUAAAUAUUCAAAUGAUAUUUGGCCUCCAGCAAGUCGAACAUCAUUUUGUUAUAUGCAAAGAGGUGAAUUAGAAGGAUGUAAUGCCAAAACAGGGAAUCCUUUUGAAUCAUUUUGGGAUACAUAUGGCAUUGAUUUUUCAUCAUCUGAAUUUUAUGCCCCUCUAAACUAUGAUGUAUACCAUCAUGAUAUGAUAUCUAAAUGGCACGAAAAGUAUCCAUCAUCUGAAUGGCCAGUAUUGGCAUUUGUUGGUGCUCCAGCAAGUUUUCCAAUACAAAAAGAAAAUGUCGAGAUUCAUAAGUACUUAAAAUGGAAUGAUAGAAUUAGUAACUUAGUUAAUUCUUUUAUAAAUAAUAGAAUUAAGCCUGGAAAAUUUAUUGGUAUUCAUUUGCGCAAUGGUAUUGAUUGGGUCAGGGCUUGUGAACAUAUCUCUAAGAACUCUUUAUUGUUCUCAGCUCCACAAUGCUUAGGUUAUAGAAAUGAAUAUGGAAAAGCCACAGAAGAACUAUGCUAUCCAACAUUUGAAACAGUUGUAAAACAGCUUAAAAGACUUAUUCGAAAAUAUGGCAAUGACAUAAGCACAGUUUUUGUAGCAUCUGAUAAUAAUCAUCUAAUCCCUGAACUAUCACAUGCAUUAUCAAGUUUUAAUUUGAAAACUGUAAAAUACGAUAAAGAUAAUCCGCAUGUAGAUCUUGCAAUAUUAGGCAAAGCAGAUUAUUUUAUUGGCAAUUGUAUAUCUUCAUUCAGUGCUUUUGUUAAACGUGAAAGAGAUUCAAAUAGUCUACCUAGUGAAUUUUGGGCAUUUCCUGUUUAUCAAAAAAAUAAUCAAAAGGAUGAAUUGUGACUUGUGAGCAAAAGGGAUUUUAUUUACAAAAUAAUUUAAGAUUAAAAUACAUUUAUAAAAUAUAAAUUUAUGUAUUCUGUCUGUACU